AUGACAAGGGGACCUGCUGAAUCCUUUGGAAACCUGUCCACUGGCCUUCUUCAGACCCAGGGACCAGUGUCCGAGGAUCCCAGGCUGAUGGGGGCUCAGAUCUGCUCCCAGGCUGACGCCGAGAUGCCCCGAGAGGCGCUCCGUUUCCACGCCGAGGCCGUGGGCGCGCAGGUGCGUCUGGACGCGCAGCGGAGCACCGCGCGCAGGCGCGCCACUUUCCGUGACGGCAUCGUGUUCAGCCAUCGGCCGGUGAGGCCCGGAGAGCGCGUGGAGCUGCGCGUGCUGUGUCACGAGCGCGGCUGGGUUGGCGGCCUCCGCGUGGGCUUCACGCGCCUGAACCCCGAGCGGGUGACCGCGCCCGGCCUGCCGCCCUUCGUGUGCCCGGACCUGGAGCAGCAGGGCCCGACGUGGGCGGCCAUGCUGCCCGACGGCUGCGGGCUCACCGGGGACGUGGUGCGCUUCUGGGUGAACCGCCUGGGCCGGCUCUUCGCCCAGGUAAACGCGGGCCCCCGGCUUCUGCUGCGCAAGGGCGUGCUCAUGGGCGCCCCGCUCUGGGCCGUGAUGGACGUGUACGGGACCACCAAGGCCAUCGAGCUGCUGGAUCCUACAGUCAGCGCCCCCACCCGAACCAUGCCCUGGGUCCUCAGUGAUGAGGCUCUGCCUGAGCCCAAAGCCACAGCAGGAGAGGAGUGUGCCAUCUGCUUCCACCAGGCUGCCAACACCUGCCUUGUCCCCUGUGGCCACACACACUUCUGCAGCUGCUGUGCCUGGCGGGUCUUCAGGGACACAGCCAAAUGCCCUGUGUGUCGCUGGGAGAUUGAGGCGGUGACCUCGGCUUGGGACCCUCCUGCUCUGGGCCCUGGUGUAGGUGCACAGCUCUGA
Messenger RNA from Mesoplodon densirostris (Blainville's beaked whale), 882 nucleotides. It is a transcript of the gene NEURL3, whose product is annotated as neuralized E3 ubiquitin protein ligase 3. NCBI's taxonomy places the organism in Eukaryota, Metazoa, Chordata, Mammalia, Artiodactyla, Ziphiidae. The transcript is spliced from 4 exons. The record is from RefSeq and is a predicted model, not a curated record. The coding region runs from base 1 to 882 and encodes 293 amino acids.